GGGCAUUCAGCGGUUCUCCCUGUGAGGGACACAGGGCUUCGCUUCCUACCCACCCACGAUUAAGGCACUGAAUGGACUCCACUCUGCCGUUGUGAGACUGCAAACAAGAUUUGCUGACAACUGUUGAGCCAUCGAUCCUGAUCCUGUUGUAAUCUUGGACCAAUCCUGAAAAUGGCGCUGGUUUUAUGUCUUCUAAUCCUCAGCUCACUGUCCCUGAAGUACACUAUUGGUGGGGAUGUGUGUGUGUCAGGUCAUGACAGUGGGCCGGUGUUUGAAGAGCAGCCAACCAGUUUAAUUUACCCAGAAGGCCUGACUGAUGGCAAGGUCACGCUCAACUGUCAGGCCAGAGCCAGCCCAGCUGCUUCGUACAGAUGGCGUGUGAAUGGUACGGAGGUCCCACUCGGCAUGGACCCUCGCUACAUACUGGUGGCGGGCAACCUGGUGAUCAGCAGCCCUCAGUCUGAUCGAGAUGCCGGGUCGUACCAAUGUCUAGCCGUCAACCGCUGUGGGACUAUCAUCAGUCAAGCCGCUAACGUCAAAUUUGGUUACCUCCAUGACUUCCCUUCAGACAACAGGAGUCCUCAGACGGCUUAUGAGGGUGUAGGGACCUUUCUGGCCUGCCAGCCCCCUCCCCACUACCCAGCGCUGUACUAUCGCUGGUACCUCAAUGAAUUUCCCAGUAUCAUCAAGCCAGACAACAGCAGGUGGUUUGUCUCUCAGAUAACAGGGAACCUUUACCUGGCCAAAGCAGAGCCUAAUGACACAGGAAACUACUUCUGUUUCACCACGAUCAACAUGGAUGUUAGCAUCAAGAGCACCUUCAGCAUGGCCAACCAGCUCACCAUGUGUGCAUCAAAUCCCAGGAAAUCUGCUCCUAGCAUCAAAGUACGCUUCCCAGCAGAGACCUAUGCCUUGGCAGGACACACCACUCAGUUGGAGUGCUUUGCUUAUGGAAAUCCAGUCCCUAAGCUGCGUUGGAGAAAGAUCGAUGGCCUGCUGCCAUCCAAGGCAGGGGCCAGUGCAGAGAGCCCUACCCUCACCCUGCCUGAGCUCUCCUUCGACGACGAAGGAGUCUAUGAGUGUGAGGCCUACAACUCAGAGGGAAGCAAUUCAUACCAGGGACGCAUCACUGUGCAGGCCCAGCCGGAAUGGCUGGAGGUGAUUACUGACUCAGCGGUGGAUAUCAGCUCAGAUCUUCAUUGGAGCUGUGUGGCGGCGGGCAAACCACGGCCCUCAAUACGCUGGCUACGCAAUGGACAGCCCCUCAGCACACAGGACCGGGUGGAGGUAAACGGGGGGCGUCUGAAGAUAAAUAACCUGACCAUAGUGGAUUCUGGGAUGUACCAGUGUGUGGCUGAGAACAAACACGGCACAAUCUACUCCAAUGCUGAGCUUAGAGUCCAAGUUCUGGCCCCAGACUUCAGGCUGAACCCCGUGCGGAAGUUGGUCCCUGCAGCCAGAGGCGGUCAGGUGAAGAUGGAGUGUCGCCCCCAGGGGGCGCCAAAGCCCACCUUGUUCUGGAGCCGCGGCACUGAGCUCCUUACCAACAGCAGCAGGGCGACUGUAACUCCAAAUGGAAUCCUUUGGAUUCAUAACAUCAGCAGGGCAGAUGAAGGGAAAUACACGUGCUUUGCUGAAAACUACCUGGGCAAAGCCAAUAGCACUGGACACUUGUCUGUGAGAGAUGCCACCAAGAUAACCCUGGCGCCUUCCAAUGCUGACAUCAACCAGGGGGAGAAUGUCACACUGCAGUGCCAUGCCUCCCAUGACCCCACCAUGGACUUGACCUUCACCUGGGCACUCAAUGGAGUUCUGCUGGACCCGGAAAACUCUGCCGGACCAUACCACCGGGUGGAAGGAAAGGAGAACAUAGGUGAUCUCUUGAUUGUGAGCGGCCAGCUAAGUCAAGCAGGGAUGUACACCUGUACAGCCCAGACUGUGGUGGACAGCGCCUCAGCUUCAGCCAAACUCGUGGUCAGAGGCCCUCCUGGACCUCCUGGGGGUUUAGUAGUGAAGAAUGUUGCUGACACAUCAAUAGAACUGAGAUGGAGUCGUGGUUAUGACAACCACAGUCCAAUCGGGAAAUACAUAAUCAUGGGCCGAUCAUCGCUCUCAUCUGAGUGGAGGAGGAUGAGGACAGCCCCUGCUAACAUAGAAGGCAAUGCCGAAUCAGCUCGUGUGAUUGGCCUUAUACCCUGGAUGGAUUAUGAGUUCCAAGUCAUUGCCAGCAACAUCCUGGGAAGUGGAGAGCCGAGUAUGCCUUCACAUACCAUUCGUACACAGCAAGCAGCACCCACAGUGGCCCCAAGUGGACUAGGAGGAGGAGGAGGUGAUCGCAACGAACUCAUUAUUACUUGGACACCUAUGGCCAGAGAAUACCAGAACGGGGACGGCUUUGGCUACAUACUGGCAUUUAGGAAGAAGGACACCCCUACGUGGACAGAGAUGCCUAUCUCCCAUGUGGAGUCUUCACGAUAUGUUUACUCCAAUCAGAGUCUUUCACCUUACUGCCCCUUCGAGGUCAAGAUAAAGGCCUACAACCGCAAGGGAGAGGGCCCCUUCAGUCAGAUUGCUAUUGUGCACUCUGCAGAGGAAGAACCCACAGUGGCACCAUCAAGUAUCAAUUCCACAGCGCUGAGUGCCUUUGAGAUCCAAGUGUCAUGGGAGCCCGUCAAAGAGCUCAGCACCAAUGGCAUCCUCAGAGGAUAUGAGAUUCGCUACUGGCGGCAGCAUGAACGGGAAGCAGCAGCAGACCGCGUGAGGACAGCGGGACUCGAAACAACAGCCCGGGUGGCAGGACUGAGGCCCAGUACUCGCUAUUACAUUGCCGUUUUGGCUUACAACAGCGCUGGCACUGGUCCCCCCUCACCACGGACGACUGUCACUACCAGAAGACCACCUCCCAAUCGUCCUCCAGGCAAUGUGUCAUGGAAGACAGAUGGCUCCUGGGUAACAGUGCGAUGGGACCACGUGAAGGCAAUGCACAAUGAGUCAGCCGUGCUUGGGUACAAAGUUCUGUAUAAGCACGAGGGCCAGACAGCUUUGAAGGUUCUGGACAAAGGGAAGACCUCGGUGAGCCUGCCACUGCCCAAAGACAAUGGCUAUGUGGUGCUGGAGAUCCGCUCCUGGGGUGAAGGGGGUGACGGGGCGGCCCACGAGACUAUUGUGUCCCGUGAUUCAGGAACUGGAAUGAUGGUCCAAAACAAAGCUGGUUCAUCACUGUGCUUCCAUGAAAUCCUCCUGGUCACCGGCACAACUCUCCUCACACUUAUCGGCCUCUUGGCUCUGUGAUUUCAAGCCAACCCUGGGACAUGAAUGUUAAAAGCUGAAUCCUAUCAGUCUUUGGAUCUUUACUGUAGGUAGACGAGGGUUGGUGACGGAGGUGGCAGGGGAAGUCUCAGCACUGAGGGGUAGGGGAGGGUGCUGGGUUCAGCCUUCUCCGUUAGUGUUAACAGCUACUGCAUUGUUUGUUUGUUUCUUUUUGAUAAGAAAAUCAAAUUGGGACAUUUUUUUUUAACGUGUCUGUGGGAAUGAAGUGGGACAGACUAACUGAUUGUGUAUUCAUGUACCAGUGUCAAUAGAGACCAUGCCUUAUGGGGACCAUGUCAUUUGUAGCUAAAGCAUCCGUUGUGACUCCCAUAGCUCCUUCGACACCGACAUCAGGUGUACAUUAUUUGAAUUAAUUGUGGGUAUAAAACCAUGUACAUACAGUCCUAUAUUUUAUAGAUAUCUCAGUCAUUCAUUCAAACGCUGAGGAACUUUUACUUGUUUUUAGGCUUGUACUUACGUCUGUAUGUUUGUUUAUUAUUUUGCCAAAGCUGUAAUUACUGAAAAACUACAGAAAAUAUCACUGGUCUGAAUAAAUGUUUACAUUUUCUAUCAUUUAUGUAUUUUAUGUU
Molecule: messenger RNA, 3899 nt
Organism: Lampris incognitus (smalleye Pacific opah)
Lineage: Eukaryota; Metazoa; Chordata; Actinopteri; Lampriformes; Lampridae
Gene: cntn2
Product: contactin 2
Exons: 24
Coding region: 172-3291 (1039 amino acids)
Biological process (GO): brain development; cell-cell adhesion
Molecular function (GO): cell-cell adhesion mediator activity
Source: RefSeq, a predicted model, not a curated record